Molecule: messenger RNA, 1731 nt
Organism: Stegastes partitus (bicolor damselfish)
Lineage: Eukaryota; Metazoa; Chordata; Actinopteri; Pomacentridae
Gene: lratd2a
Product: LRAT domain containing 2a
Exons: 1
Coding region: 332-1159 (275 amino acids)
Source: RefSeq, a predicted model, not a curated record
GGUUUCGUGUUUGACAGCCGGCGGACGGAACUUUACGCAGGACGGAAGCAGCAGGUGAGGCAACACCUGCGGGAUAUUUCUGCUCGCUGAAUCUAAAACCAGUUUGUCCUCCUCGCUCCACUUGUUGAUGGGAAACUAAGAGGCCGUCGAAACACUCGCAGAAAACGGAGCUACUCGUAUGCGUAAUUUGGAUGAAACCGCGUCCGACUGCAGGGCGGAGGAAGUUUCACCCUGCGCGGCUCUGUGGCAGAUGGUGGUGAUGUUUGGCGACCGGUAACAGGCUCCAGGCAUCAGAUCGUAUUACACAGGCUGCCACCGGGUGCGCAGCGGCAUGGGGAACCAGAUGGACAGGCUGUCACAUUUAAGUUACGCAGAAGUUCCCACGGUGGACCCGAACGGCGUGGACACGGAGGACGGCCCGCGGAUCGGCGUUUCGUACAUAUUUUCUAACGACGACGACGAGCUGGAGGACGGAUGCGCGGUCGAUGGCACCGACAAAGACCCGAAUCAGGAAGAGAAACAGUACGACCAGCGCGACGAGGUGGAGUGCGCCGUCUACAACAGAGAUGAAUGCAUUUACGAGAAGAGCGCAAAGUCGGCCAGCCUGGAGGUUUACUCUCCGGAGAAUCUGCUGAACAAAUGCAAAGCUGGCGACUUGGUGGAGUUCGUGGCCACGGGGCAGUACCCGCACUGGGCCGUGUACGUGGGCGACUUCCAGGUGGUUCACCUGCACAGAGCCGAGGUGAAAAACAGCUUCCUGACGGACGCCAGCCAAGGCAGGAGAUGUCGGAUUGUGAACGACUUGUACAAAUUCAAAGCGCUCGGCUCGGACAUGGUGGUGCAGAACGCCAUGGAGCAGGUGGGCUUGAAGGACCGAGAGCUGAGCUGGAGAAACUCUGAGUGCUUCGCAGCCUGGUGCAGGUUCGGCAAGAGGGAGUUCAAAAUGGGUGGGGAGAUACGGAUUGGCAAGCAGCCCUACAGGUUGAAAAUAUUCAUGUCGGACAAACACUCACACGUGCUGGAGUUUCAGAGUUUGGAGGACAUGAUCAUGGAGAAGCGCAGGAACGAUCACCUGGGGAGGACUGCCGUGCUGCAGGAGCUGGCGGCUCAUUUCAGCAGCGUGGAGGAGAUUAAAAGUAGUGAGCCUGGACCUGAAUGAUGUCCGCCUUCUCAUGCUCUGCUACAUAACUGCUUUGCAAACAACUAGAGUAGCCUUUACUGAACAUAAUCUGUCCGCCUUUAAUCUAUAGCAAAGCCUUCACUCCUUUAGUUUUUACUGGAGCUACUUCCCUUGUGGAUUUCUGGUUCGAGUUUUCAUGGGUUUCUGACUAUUUUAUUGCCUUAAAGUCACAAUCCUCAACACCCUCUGUUGCUAAAUGGCCUUUCAGUUAGAUAAAUUGAUUAAACCUGUAGCUCCAGAAAUCCCCCACAGAAUGUAUAGUUUUCUAUGAAACAGCUUUACACAUCUGUCUUAAAGUGUUCUACAAGUAGAGAGAAUGUUACUUUUAUUCAUAGCGUGUUGAUCCUUGUGUGGUUUAUCUCUCAGCUCCCCCAGACAGUAGCCAGUCUGAGCUGCUGACCGACUACAAGCAGGAUUGUUUCUGCCUUUAAGGGUAAUUCUCACACCAGCACAUCUGAAGGAAAAUGUCGUGUCUGUGCUACACUGAUCAGAGUCUGUGUUAACUGUACCCGAAGUUUAAGUAAACCAUGAAUCACUGUCUGUUUCUGAAA